GUAUUCUAUAUUUUCCAAUUGAAUGCUAUAUUGUAAACUUUUGUGAGGUCCUAAGAAGUCCUUAAUAGAUUAAAUACUUGGACAAUACUUGCACAAGUACUAAAUAGACACAGGUUAUCUCUACUAAGUUUUCCAUUACAUUUUUACUGUCUUAUUUGAUUAAACACAUGUUUUCUUCUAUUUUCCUUUUAUAUUUGUUUGUUUGAUGCUUAAAUAAUCAUGUUGAAAACCUCUCAUACCAGCAAGCUUCCAUCUUAUUGAAACUCUGCUUUAUUUACCUACCAGCAUUUCAUAUUCUUUAUGAAAACAUUUAUUUAAUAAUCUUGAUUGCCUUAAGAUGUGGAUGUUAGUAUGCUGACUGUAAUCAUCAUGAAUUAUAUGCUGUAAAUGCCUUUAUGUUGUAGCAUUACUUGCUUAGGUUUUGUAAGCAAGCUAUAUACUAAGUUAUUAUAAAAAUAAGUGCAGAUACUAUUUUGUAAUGAUAUACUAAAAUAACCUAAAAAGAUUUAACCUCCAUAAUAUUUCAGUAUGGUUGCUUUUGUGGCGAAUGCUGGUUAUUUGCACGUGUUUGCUUUUAAAGCAGGUUAGAUUCCCUCAUGAUUAAAUAAUGGUUUAAAAACAAACAGCAAAAAGCUGACUAAUAUACCUUGUUCAUAUACCUUUAGUGACAAAAUGAAUAUCAAGAGGAUGUUUUCAUUUUUCAAAAAGGUUCAGCUUGUGGCUUUAAUGGCCUUUAGUCUGUGUCCCAGCUGAAUUGACACUGAUAAAGAAAGCACCUUCAAUAAUUUGCAGAUAACCUUUAUGCAAGGUCUGCAAGCUAAGAAAAUUAUCAGUACUCUUUUGUUUUGCUUUAUCCUGGGCCAACCAUUGUCCCUUUGAAUAAUUGGGAGCCACAGAAUUUGCCAGUUUUAUCUUUUUACUUGGUCAGCAGCUACUAGUUUUGUCCCCAAGAUCAAUUGCCUUGGUAACAAAACCGGAGAGAGGGAGGAAGGGGGAAGAAGAGCAAAAAAAGGAGGGAUAGAGAGACAUAGGCAGAAAGGAGGAGAGAGAGCGCGCUUUGUGCCUACAAUGGCGUCUGUAGGUAUGCUAAAUACCUCUGGUUCCUUAUCCGGGAACUACCUCUUCCUCUGCUAUUGGGCCAUUGGGUCACGUGGUUAAAGUAACUUUACAGGGCUGCUCGCAAGUAGGAGGGCUUUAUGGAGCAGAAAAACGACAAAGCUAGAAAAAUUAUUUUCCACUCCAGAAAUUAAUGAUCAUGAGCUCGUAUUUGAUGGAGUCUAACUACAUUGAUCCGAAAUUUCCUCCAUGCGAGGAAUAUUCGCAAAACAACUACAUCCCCGAGCACAGUCCAGAAUAUUACAGCCGCGCAAGGGACACUGGCUACCAGCAUCACCACCAGGAGUUAUACCCUCCUCCGCGGGCGAGCUACCAAGAGCGCCAGUAUAACUGUGCAAGCAUCCCCGAGCCCGACACGCCGCGGGGACACGGAAUACCCCAUUCUGCGCACCUGCUGACGGGAAAGGGCCAGCCUGCGUCAUGUGAGACCCCACAGUUGUCCAUGUCCCCCGCCACCCCACCGGCCGCAGCUUCCGCCUGCAACCAAGCCACCCCGGAGCAUCCCAACAGCACAGUCUCCUCCAAACAGCCCGUGGUGUACCCCUGGAUGAAGAAAAUUCACGUCAGCACUGUGAACUCUGGUUACAAUGGGACGGAGCCAAAGCGGUCUAGGACAGCGUACACCCGGCAGCAGGUCUUGGAAUUGGAGAAGGAAUUCCACUAUAACCGGUAUCUAACCCGGCGGAGACGCAUAGAGAUCGCGCACACCCUGGUGCUCUCUGAGCGACAGAUUAAAAUCUGGUUUCAGAACCGCAGGAUGAAAUGGAAAAAGGAUCACAGGCUGCCGAACACCAAAGUGAGAUCCUCCUCCUCUUCUUCCUCCUCCGGGUCCAACACAGGCUCUGCGGCCGGUGGAGUCACCACUGUCUCGGCCACCAACACUGGGGCCCCUGACGAACUCACCGGAUCACAGCAUGGCGAGGAUAUUACCAGGUAUAGAAAAGCCGGACUGCGUGCUGAAAAUGUUUGAAGAAAAAUCGCAAAAGCUUCUCGGCCACCCCAAGUUGCCAGCAGGAUUAGUUUCCAACUCUAGAGCACUGUCAUUGGAGGAGUGGCACACGUGACCAAAGGACCCCCCUCUGUUUCAGAUUGAACCCAUGUGCACUUUCUGAGCGCCCACCAGAGCCUGCAGUAUACUGCCAUGCCAAGGGCAAGCUGGACACUAAAAGCAGAGGAUGUAGUGUCACCAUCUGCCACUCAGGAGGCAUUUUCCCCUGGAUGAA
Messenger RNA from Cyprinodon tularosa, 2339 nucleotides. It is a transcript of the gene hoxc4a, whose product is annotated as homeobox C4a. Bases 1250 to 2086 code for a protein of 278 amino acids. Lineage: Eukaryota; Metazoa; Chordata; Actinopteri; Cyprinodontiformes; Cyprinodontidae. Gene Ontology annotation, cellular component: nucleus. Gene Ontology annotation, biological process: embryonic skeletal system morphogenesis; regulation of transcription by RNA polymerase II; anterior/posterior pattern specification. The record is from RefSeq and is a predicted model, not a curated record. Gene Ontology annotation, molecular function: DNA-binding transcription factor activity, RNA polymerase II-specific; RNA polymerase II cis-regulatory region sequence-specific DNA binding. The transcript has 4 exons.